AUGACAGCAAAUUACAUUAGAACUAACCAGACUGCGAGACAAGGGACUUAUUGACAUAUUUGGAAAAGAAUGACAGAAAUCCUUAGCUACACCGCUUGCAGACAGUUAUCUCAGAUGUUCCUUGCAAUAAUCUUCUUUCACGGUUCUGAAUAUUUUCUAGCAGUUAUGAUUCAUGGGAGAUCGCGUGUGUCGCUGAAGUCCCUUUUGGUUAGCAAACACUAUCUUUUGGCAAUGAUGUUUUCAUUGCUGGAAUACUGUAUUGAAGUUGUUUUAUUUCCUGAGCUAAAGGAACACUGGGUCAUCAGUGACUUGGGCCUAGCGCUCGUUGUGAUUGGGGAAAUUAUGAGAAAGAUGUCAAUUCUAACUGCAGGGAAGUCCUUCACUCAUCUUAUAAGGGUUGAUCAUGAUGAGAAUCACCAUCUGAUCACUCAUGGUAUUUAUAGAUUUAUUCGUCAUCCGGGAUAUUGCGGUUUCUUCAUUUGGUCUGUUGGCACACAAAUAAUGCUCUUCAAUCCCAUAUCAACUAUUGGAUUUGCAGUUGUUGUCGGGAACUUUUUUGCUAAGCGAAUACCGUAUGAGGAAUACUUUUUGAGACAGUUCUUUGGAACGCAGUAUGAGGAAUACGCCCGAAAAGUUGUUUCUGGUGUGCCAUUUGUAAAUUGA
Lotus japonicus is the source of this 663-nucleotide messenger RNA. RefSeq names its product protein-S-isoprenylcysteine O-methyltransferase A-like. The record is from RefSeq and is a predicted model, not a curated record. Bases 70 to 663 code for a protein of 197 amino acids. Gene Ontology annotation, cellular component: endoplasmic reticulum; membrane. Gene Ontology annotation, biological process: C-terminal protein methylation. Gene Ontology annotation, molecular function: protein C-terminal S-isoprenylcysteine carboxyl O-methyltransferase activity. NCBI's taxonomy places the organism in Eukaryota, Viridiplantae, Streptophyta, Magnoliopsida, Fabales, Fabaceae. The transcript has a single exon.